GCGUCGGCCUGCUUGUCUUCUGGCGUCUGGGCCGUCUUUUUUGUUUAAGUUUUGACGCAUUUUCCUCUCUGCGGACAACCGUCGAGUACCUCCGUCUUCGGCGGCUUCGGCGUCCGUCUUUCUGUCCUCCUCGUUCUCUUCCGCGUCCUUGCUCAAGUGUGUGAGCAACGCAAAACUCAACGUAUCCCAAAUUGACUCUCCACCAUGGCGGACUCCAGCAAGGACCUGGACCACUACGAUUAUCUCUUCAAGUUCAUCAUCAUCGGAGACGCGGGCGCAGGAAAGUCUUGCCUGCUGCACCAGUUCAUCGAAAACAAGUUUAAGAAAGGAUGCAGCCACACAAUCGGAGUCGAGUUUGGAAGUAAACUCAUAAAUAUAGCGGGGAAGAGAAUCAAGCUACAAAUCUGGGAUACUGCUGGACAAGAGCGUUACCGCUCUGUUACGCGGAGCUACUACAGAGGUGCCGCGGGCGCUCUCCUCGUCUACGAUAUCAGCAACCGAGAUUCCUACAACCACUUGAUGAACUGGCUUGCCGACGCGCGGUCUCUCGCACGCGCAGACAUCUCCAUCAUUGCAGUCGGCAACAAGGUUGAUCUGAAGGAGAAGCGAGCAGUCUCCUUCCUCGAGGCUUCGCGUUUUGCUCAAGAAAAUGACAUACUGUUUCUGGAGACCAGCGCCUUCACUGGCGAAGGAGUCGAAGAUGUUUUCGUCAAAGUUGCGCGUCUCAUCCUCAACAAGAUCGAGGACGGCUUGAUCGACCCCAACACGAUGAUUUCUGGGAUCCACGCGACGCGCUCGAGUCUCGGCAGUCCGGGUCCGAAGCCGCCGCCAUCGAGUUGCUCGUGCUGACGCAUGCACUCGCGAGUUCUUCUUCGCGGAGCGUUUGGUGAAAGAGAAAAAACCUCGCCGACAACGGGACAACGCAGACAGAAGAAAAACAUGACAAGACAAAGAGCAAGGAAAACAGAAACAAAGGGCGACGCA
Molecule: messenger RNA, 984 nt
Organism: Toxoplasma gondii ME49
Lineage: Eukaryota; Apicomplexa; Conoidasida; Eucoccidiorida; Sarcocystidae
Product: Ras family protein
Exons: 8
Coding region: 205-849 (214 amino acids)
Biological process (GO): regulation of endocytosis
Cellular component (GO): endosome
Molecular function (GO): GTPase activity; GTP binding
Source: RefSeq, a predicted model, not a curated record